AUGUCGAACUACGCGCGUCCGCUGCCGUCGCAUCUCCGUAACCAGUCGCUGGGCGGAUCACAGCAACAUUCACCAGUCCUACUUGCGCGCAUUGCAGAGAAGAAGGCUGAACUCGCGAACCUCAAAGACUUAGAGGCACUCAGCGGAGGGCUGGCAGAUCAGAUGCAACUGCUCGCUGAUAAGCUCUCGACACUUUCAGACGGCACGGAAGCGGUCGCAGCCGUCCUAUCAAACUGGCACAAUGUCCUCCGCGCUAUCAACAUGGCGUCCACAAAAUUACCAAAGCCGAAGGAAGAGGAAGACGCAGACGCGAAGCCGGACGCAGACCCUCCACUGCCCCAGACUCUUGUCCGCAUUCCCACGCAGCACGCUCCUGCAGUGAUUGAGCAGGCUAAUGCAGGUGCUGCACCGGAAUGA
Messenger RNA from Parastagonospora nodorum SN15, 417 nucleotides. RefSeq lists its product as hypothetical. The record is from RefSeq and is a predicted model, not a curated record. Gene Ontology annotation, biological process: attachment of spindle microtubules to kinetochore; mitotic cell cycle. Bases 1 to 417 code for a protein of 138 amino acids. The transcript is spliced from 3 exons. NCBI's taxonomy places the organism in Eukaryota, Fungi, Ascomycota, Dothideomycetes, Pleosporales, Phaeosphaeriaceae. Gene Ontology annotation, cellular component: mitotic spindle pole body; DASH complex; mitotic spindle.